Messenger RNA from Talpa occidentalis (Iberian mole), 2837 nucleotides. RefSeq names its product adenosine deaminase 2 (gene ADA2). The transcript is spliced from 12 exons. The coding region runs from base 427 to 2073 and encodes 548 amino acids. Lineage: Eukaryota; Metazoa; Chordata; Mammalia; Eulipotyphla; Talpidae. Gene Ontology annotation, biological process: adenosine catabolic process; inosine biosynthetic process. The record is from RefSeq and is a predicted model, not a curated record. Gene Ontology annotation, molecular function: adenosine deaminase activity.
CAGAGGAGGGGCGCACAGGCCUGGGGGCUUCUACUCCUGUCCUUGACCCUGCCCACCGGGCUGCGCAGCCCCUGGUGCCUCCGGCCCUGCGGCAGCUGGCCUGGCCAGGGGAGCCCACGCACUGAGUGUGAUCCUGGUUAAAAGAGAAAGGGAAAAGGAUCCUGUCAUUUCCCAGGACACAGAACAGCUGAAACCUGAUACUCUUGUCAAGGGAGCCCUUUCACUGAGAGAGGCAGAGAGAAAAGGGGGGGUAAGGGAGAGAAAGAAAAAGAAGGAAGGAAGGUGUGUGAGAGGCCAUUCGGAUCGGGCGCAGGAAGCCCCGAGCACAGCUGAACUGGCCAAUGCUUACUGCAGAUGGACUUCGCAGCAGCCACCUGGAACACAUUCUCCACUUAAUUCCCACAGUGGACCCUAUGCAGCAUCCCAAUGCUGGUGGGUGUCCCUCCCGGGCGGCCGGCCCUGCUAUCCCUGCUGUGGGCAGUGGCGAUGUCGUCUUCCUGCUUGGGCAUACCUAUAGAUGAGGAACGGAACCAGCUGCUAAUGAGAGAGAAGAUGAUGCAGCUAGGGGGGCAGCUGGUGCUGAAGAAAGAAGAAGAGCUGGCCAAUACGAAGCUAAUGACCCUCAAAAAGGCAGAGCUGACGCAGGCCAUGAAGACCCAGAAUUUCCCACCCAGUAUGCACUUUUUCCAGGCCAAGAGUCUCAUUGAGAAAAGUGAGGUGUUUAAUAUCCUGAAGAAGAUGCCAAAAGGGGCUGCCUUACACCUCCAUGACUUCGGCAUCCUGAGUAUGGACUGGCUGGUGAAAAAUGCCACAUACAGGCCGCACUGCCACUUCUGUUUCACUCCACGCGGGGCCAUGCAGUUCAAAUUUGCUUACCCGACUCCUCCCACCCCUGCGCCAACAGAGUGUUCAGAGUGGAUUCUGCUAGAGAAAUAUCGGAAGAUGCUGCAAAAUGUCACUGAAUUUGAUAACAGCCUGCUGAGAAAUUUUACUAUGAUGACAGAAAACCCUGAUGUGGCUUAUGCAAACCAAAAUGUGGUCUGGUCUAAGUUUGAAGCCAUCUUUUUCACCAUCGCGGGCCUCGUCCACUAUGCACCGGUGUUCAGAGACUACAUCUUCCAGGGCCUGCAGGAGUUCUAUGAGGACAACGUGCUGUACCUGGAGCUCAGAGCCAUGUUGUUCCCGGUGUACGAACUGAACGGGACGUACCAUGACCGAGAGUGGUCGGUGAGGACCUACAAGGAGGUGGCUUCCAUGUUUAUGAAAAAGCAUCCUGAGUUUAUUGGAAUCAAAAUCAUUUAUUCAGAGCACAGAUUCAAAAAUGUGUCCUUCAUCAUGGAAUCUGUGCAAGCAGCCUUGGAGCUUCGAACUAUGUUCCCCAGGACAGUGGCAGGGUUUGACCUGGUGGGACGCGAGGACACUGGCUACUCCCUCUACGCCUACAAGGAGGCUUUGUUGAUUCCGGUUUCCCGUGGCGUGAAACUGCCUUACUUUUUCCAUGCUGGAGAGACAGGCUGGUCUGUGAAUCAGAUUCAGUCUAUUGAAGACCACCACCCUUUAUCCCCAGACUGGCAGGGCACUUCCAUAGACAGAAACCUUCUGGAUGCCCUCAUACUGAACUCUACCAGGAUUGGGCAUGGAUUUGCUUUGAGUAAACACCCAGCAGUCUGGGCUGAAACCUGGAAGAAGGACAUUCCCAUAGAAGUCUGUCCUAUCUCCAACCAGGUUCUAAAACUGGUGUCAGACUUGAGAAACCACCCUGCAGCUGUUCUGAUGGCCACUGGCUACCCCAUGGUGGUCAGCUCUGAUGACCCUGCUGUCUUUGGUGCCAAAGGCUUGUCCUAUGACUUCUAUGAAGCCUUCAUGGGCAUUGGGGGGAUGACAGCCGAUCUGAGGACACUCAAGCAACUGGCCAUGAACUCUAUCAAGUACAGUGCCCUGCUGCAGGGUGAAAAGAAGGCUGCCAUGGAAGCCUGGGAGGAGAGAUGGGAUAAGUUUGUAGCUGACGUGGCCAGGAGUCCACAACAUCUCCAUGCAAGGAGGCGGGGGGACCAUGUUCCCCACCCCCACUGAAUGAUGGGCAGAGCUGAGCGGCCUGGUGAAGCUACAUGACAUGGAAGGCAGGUGGGCUCUGGGGAAGAAGAAGGAGAAAAGAGAGGAAGGUUCCUGCUUCUGUGGCCCAACUUGCACCCUGGUACUGCUGGGAAGGAGACAUGGAAGGAGACAUGCGGAAGAGAGACACAGAGAGGCACUUGAAAGAGACACUUGGGGGGCCUUCCUGGUGGCACAGGGGUCAAAUCUCAGUGCUAUCGCGCUAUGACCACUGCAGCCUGAUUUGGAUCCCUGGCCAGGGAGGUGACCACAUGGCGCAGCAGACCUCUCCUGACUCGCCCGCUGCUUCCCUCAGCGGUGGAUUUCAGUAGAUCUGCCUGUUCUGCUCCCCACUCUGUCCAUGAAUUCUCUCAUCAGGAGAUUAGCGCUGAUAAGACAUUACCUCCCCAGUUCUUCUAUGCAUAAAUAAAUAAAUAAAGCUUAAAAAAAAAAAGACACAAGGAGAGGCUGACAUUGGCAGCCACUUCCUUGACUGGUACUUUGAUUUUGCUCCUUAUGUCCCAGCUUUCUGGGACCUGCUUCAGAACCCCUUUGCUGUGGUUCCCUGCCAGAACGUGCCUUAGAGUUGUGGCAAGCUUUGCAGGUUUCAGUGGCCUCACUUCAGGCUGACUCUGUUUGACUGGACGCUUAGCCACAGGGGAGGGGUAAUUUGGGUUUUUUUAUUGGGACACUGAUAUCCUGUCUUCUCUCCCCUCUCUAUGCAUGUUAAUUCUAUUAAAGUUCUU